AUGGAGAAAUCUCGCCUGCGCGUGAUUAUAUGGAAUGAAUUCAAACGCGGAAAUACUGCGGCAGAAACCUUCAGAAUUAUAAAAGAAAAUGAGGGUAAGAAUUUUGUGAGUUAUUCUACGGUGACCAGAUGGUUCGCAAAGUUUCGUGUGGACGAUGAGAAGCUUGAAGACAAACCACGUGCAGGAAGACCCAGCAAACUUGACAAAGAUGCCCUGAGGCGCAAGAUUGAAGAUGACCCACAUAUUACAAUCCGGGAGUUAGAAGAGUUACUAAACUGUGGAAAAAGUACCAUUGGUGAUCAUUUGAAGGCAAUGGGUAUGGUCAAAAAGUUGGACAAAUGGGUGCCUCACAAUUUGACUGAUCUGCAAAAAGCCAAGAGACGAUGUGCUUCCGAAAAGCUUCUGCAACGCUGCAAAAACGAAGAAUUCUUGGAUCGAAUUGUAACUAUUGACGAGAAGUGAAUCUCGUUUAACAAGACUAGAAGAUCUACAAGUUGGUGUAAGCGUGGAGAAGCUCCUAAGCACGUUCCGAAGCCAGAAUUGCACGAAAAGAAGCUUAUGGUGACUGUCUGGUGGUGUAGCUUUGGAGUGAUCCAGUACGAUUUCAUGAAACCUGGCCAAAGUAUUACGGCCGACACCUACUGUGCCGAAUCUUCAAAACUCCAGACGAUGCCAAGAAUGCCUUCAAGAACUUCAUCAACUCCAGAAACCCGGAAUUCUACAAUCGUGGAAUAAAAAAGCUUGUAAAUCGUUGGCAAGACUGUAUUGAUUCAGACGGUAAUUACUUUGAUUGAUUGUAGUUGUUAAUUAUAUUGUUAUUAUUGUUAGUUCAAAAGUGAAUAAAUAUUGCAGAACUUUCCGGACAACUUAAUAUUUUAUACCUGUGUUGAAGGAUUUUUAUCAUUUUUGAAGCUCUUAAACAGUAUUUUCUUAUUUCGCGAUUUGACAGCACGAGAUAUGAUAAUUUUUAAUUUUUAUUUAAUGUUUCAUACCUAAUACUCAACUUUUUUAGGUAUGCGGUCACAGUUGUGAAGAUGAGUUUAGCCACAUCGUCUUUCUUUACGAAUAAUCUGAACGGUCUGAACUCGAGUUUCGGAUCAAGUUCGACACUAAUCGACGAACACAGCCAAUUGGAUCUGUCCAACAAACCCCAAAAGCCACAGAAUAUCAACUCGAAUGGCCUGAAGAACAAGCUAGCUAACAAUGUCAUGUCAGGCCCUUUGGCAGUCCUAACACCCUCGUCCAAUUCCCAUUACUUUGAAGAACGAAGGGUACCAGUCAGUCGGGACGAAGAACAUGCGGUUAAAAUUGGCAGAGCUGUCGCCCGGAUUCAGCCGAGCUUAAACAAUGCCAUUUUUGAUUGUAAAGUAAGUUUAGUUGGAGGUAUUGAGGGUCAUGGGCUAUAAGAAGCUACUGUACCAUAAUUUUUGAAAUUUUUUAAAAAAUUUUAUAGUUUAAUAAAGCCGCUUCAUAGGUAAAUAAACAAUACAUUUUUAGGUACUAUCCCGAAAUCACGCCCUUCUAUGGUUCGACGAUGGUCAUUUUUACAUAAAGGAUACGAGAAGCUCAAAUGGUACCUUUGUAAAUAACCUAAGGUUAUCGAAUUCGGGCGAGGAAUCAGCUCCAAAAGUAUUGUUCUCCGGAGAUGUUCUUCAACUCGGCGUGGAAAUUGUGGACAGUUCCAAGAAUGGUAGGAGGAUAGAGUUUUGUUACCUAAAAUUGAAAUUUGCUACCUAAACUAAAAUUUUUGGGUUUUCCUGAAAAGUUUGUGGCAUAAUAUUAUGUACUUUGAAUUAUAGGGGACAAAGGAAUGUUUAACAUGUAUUUAUGUAUCGCCUUAGCUUUUAUUGUUACCUAAACUUUAAUUUUUAAAAUUUUGCUUAAAAUUUUAAAAAGUGAAAUUUCGAGAUUUAAUUUCGAUUGUCUAAAUACAAAAGUUAUUUUUAAAAUUUUUAUUACUAUUUCUAAUUAGCUUUUGCACUCUUUAGAGAAGGAGUUGCUCGUAUUUUACCUUAUAUACCAUUCCUUUUUUUAGUGGCCAGUGGCUGCAUCACUUGCGUGAUCAAGCUGAUCGACGACAAAGGCAAAGAACUUUUACCCGACAUUCCGAACGGCAUCCUAACCCGACCAUCCGUGUCGAUUGCUCACGAGGAAAUACCUCCUAACCAUACGCUAAUCAGUAACGAGAAACUGUUCUUGUUGUCCCAGUACAUGAAGGAGAUCAAGUUCAAGGAUCAUGUAGGUUAUUGUGAAUGAUAGGAUGUUUAGUUGUGGUGGGUUUGGAAGGUGAAUAGGGAAGGUAUAGGCCCUAUUACCGAGUGUGUUAGGUAUCAUCUUUGUUCACCUCUCAAGCAUAUAUUAUAGGGGUUCUAUUAUGUUGUGUUAGCUAAACUUGAUGUUUUAUGCUGAUUUUUGAAGAAGAAUUGGGGGUUUGAACUUAAAGUUUUAAUAAAAAAUGAUGUCUUAAUCCAUGUUACAAUACUUUACUUAACCUUUUUUCAUUUCAGCUACUAAACAACAAACUAAAAAACUUGGAGAAUGUUUUAUCAAGCACACGAGAAGCGGCCGAAGCCGGUUGGCAAGCCCUGAUCAAUGAAGAACGCUUACUGUCAAGGAUCGAAGUCCUAGAAGCUCAGUUAGCAGUCCAAUCCACUAAAGGAUUUUCAGUAUCAGCUAUCGCCGAAGUCAGAGAAGAGAUUAAACAAGCUUACGAGGAUCGUACAAAGGCCGAAUUGGCCGCUAAGGAUUCGAUAAGGUUGGUUUUAGGGGUUGUUGGGAGGUUUUUAGGGAUUUGAAGGUAAUUUUUAGGCUAAUAUUGAUGUUUUAAGCUGGAAAAUGUUUGUGUUUGACGGGAAAAGUUAUAUUGUAGUAGAUACUUGUUAUAAAGUACUAUUAUAAAAGAAAAUACGGGAAAAAACUGUUUGCAAAUUUUGGUAAAAUGAUGACUCGAGCACUCCCAUGUCUACUAUAACAUAUUUUGUUCCAGACGAGCCGAAGAACAGCUGUACGAAACCUCGAUGCGAGUGCACGAGAUGGAGAACAUGAUCAUGAACCUGGAAGAAGAGAAUCUGCAUCUAAAGCAAAAGUGCGCCAUGUAUGAGGGCGAGGUUAGUGCACAGAGAGAAGAAAACAGUAAUCUGUCGAACGAAAUGAAACGACUGGUCAAGGAAAACGAGGCGGCCAAGGCCGAGAAACCAAUGUUCAUGGUCAGCAAGGUGGACAGUCAGGAGCACAAGGAGAACAGCGAGGUCAAAGGUAAGGUUUGAGAGAUUGAAAUUUUAAAUAACUAUUCAUAUUGAUUCUAAAAUAAUAUUUUUUUCAGUAGAAGUACAAGAAAAGGCCAAAUCCCUCUCCCCAGACGACCAAACCGAACUCUGCUCCCUAACCGAAGCCAAACCAGCCACCGCCCUUCUGAAACCACCCGUCUUCUACCAGCAAGCCCAAGUCCAAACCGACGAUGCCCUUCUGGAAACCUCCGUGGAUUCUGCAUCAGAAUCCACCCAGUCCAACACGUCGUCCAGCUCACAAAACGAAUCUCAAAUCAGAAACAAGGAUCAAGAAGCGGAAUACCUACUCUACUCUGUCCUACCACUGGCUCUCAUCAUCGCCUGGAUUCUGUAUCCAUUCAACCUGGCCGGCAACUACAUCCACAGCUGGAUUGGCGGAGAACAGCCGGCUGUCACCAACAGCUAUGCUGGCAAGAAUGGUGAGAAAAGCGUAGCUAGCGAGGAUAACACGACUUCAGAUGGUAAAACCCCAGCUUCAGACAGUAAAACAUCCGAUGAGACUUCAGAAUCCGAAAGUAGCACCGAUUCAACACACAGUACGAGUAAAAGCGACAACAGCUCAGACGUAUCAGAGUCGGAGAAUUGUAAAGAUAAAUAAUUUAUAUUCGUCUAACAUGAUCGAUCACUAAUUAAUGUUUCCAUAAAAUAAAUGUCAUACGCUUCUUGGUAUUGUACUCGUUUUACGCUUCUCGGUACUAGUUUUUUCUGUCAGUAGGAAACAGGGUCAGACUUUUUGGAUUAGAAACAUAAUUAGUUGUUAUAAAUAAUAUUAGGGAAGUACUGGAUGUUUUCCGUUAGAAAAAGACACAAAAAAUUAUGGGUUUUUGUAUGUUGUUGUAGGUUUAGAGGUGUUCAAAGCGUCGUUUUCUUAUUUGGCUUAAGUUUUUGCAAUCUUUUUAAAACAUAACUAUUAUAAGCUGUACCCUACUACAAUAUAAAUUUUACUGACCACAAUGCUACUUUCAAGGCUUAAAAAUUGAUUUUAACCUAAAACGGAACCGUGAGCAAAAGGAAAUAUGGAAUUAUUGAUUUGAAACCUAGAAUUAAAAAUAAAUAUGCAAAUUUUUCAAAAAAAAUAUUUUUCACUAAUAUUUGAAUAAAAAAUAUGUGAAAAAUUAAAAUCUUGACACGGGACGACUUCCGUCAGUAGGUUCGUCGUUUUUUACAGAGAGCGGUCGGUAGUCAACAGAAGAGUCGGCGGUCGGUUGUAUUUGUGGCUAACUGAAGGAAACAUCAACGUACACACUCGGUAAGGUAUUCAAGGCUCUGUGAACUAAUAAGCAGAGAGGUUAUGCCUUUUUUAAACUAGAAGAUAGAUCUACCUUCGUUUUUUGACUUGGGCAGGUUUUUGGACUUAACCGUUCAUAAUAUUGAACAUAAAAGACCAUAAUCAAGGAUCGUACAAUCGUACAAAGACCUGUAAUCAUGAUCAACUUCCUUUUCAGAUAAUGGCGAAUCGCAAAACAAAGGCCGUCGGCGGCGGUAGGCGGAAAUACACGGAGGGCAUGGCUGCACAGUGCUCGGUGGAUAAGCACGGUGGAGCGGCUACAGAGAAACGAAUGACUACAAUCCCCGCCAAGUUUGUACACCGUGGCAAAAGUGAGGUCUCGGUAGGUGUUUUGCUUAAGCCUCUUUUAUCAGGGCGUGGGUGUCUUUAAUUUUAAAACUGCCCUUUUUUUGAUUUUUUAAAAUAGUUUUUUACUUCCUUAUCACCCCCCCCCCCCUUCCAAAAAAAUGUUAAUCUGCCUUCACUCAAAAACUGUAUUCGGCCGAUUUUUCUAACCCCUACAUAUAUUGAGGUCAUUAUGUUAUAGCUAUACCAGGCUAACCUCAAUGCUGAUGCCAACUCUAUUUUAGGAACAUUCCAAGCCGGCGAACGCAAAGCAAGUAGUCGUAAAAGAAUGGAUAACUAAAACCCUAAGCGGCGGCCUAAGAGAAUUGAGAAGUCAGUUCAUUACCAAAGUCAAAAAGUACAAUUCGUCAGGAUCGACCGACGCAUUCAACGAUGCUGACAACAACAAUAAGAACAGGUACGACGACGUGGUACUUUUGGACAAAACACGCGUCAAAGUCACCAUCAAUCCGGAUAAUGGUAGGGGUUUAAGCUCUCUUGCCUUGUUCUGCCUUGCCUUGCUUUGCCCUGCUCACCCCUGCCUAACUCUACCAUACUAUAUUCUGCCUCACUCUAGCUUAUAUUUUCACACCCUACCCUAUAUUUUGUUACCCUGCCUUAUCUUACUUUAACUAAAUUUGUAAUUCUUUGAUGUUAUAGAUGAUUACAUUCACGCCAGCAUGGUGGAGAUAAAGCCUAAAGAAUUGUCUUAUAUCUGUGCCCAAGGCCCUAUCGAAAACACUGUAAUGCAGUUUUGGCUAAUGUGCAUCCAGGAAGAAGUUGCGGUAGGUUAAUAUAACAUCGUUCACAGUGUUAUAUUUCGUUUUAAACCAUGAUAUUUUAGAUAAUAUUUUUAAAUUUUAAAAUUCUGAUUCCAGGUAAUACUCCAACUCUGUGCCAACACUGAGAAAGGUAAAGAAAAGUGUUCGGAUUACAUGCCCAAGGAGAAAGGGGAGUCGGCCACGUACGGUGUAGUGGAAGUGAAGCUUGUGGAUCAGAAGAAGAACAUCCCCGGAGCCAAGAAAGUGGUCCGAUCCAAACUUCAAGUCACCUUCAAAGAGAAGACCAACACAAUCACUCACAUUCUCUACACGGGAUGGCCAGAUCACUCCGUUCCAGAAUCUGUGGGUACGUGCAGAGAAGUACGGAACAUGGUGCACAAGUUGUACGAGAAGAAACCCAUUGUUGUGCAUUGUUCGGCUGGCAUUGGUAAGGCUUUUUUUUAAUUUAACGUUUAAAAAUCUUGUAUUCAGUAAAAAAUUUCAUUUUGCCAUUUUAGGCCGUACAGGGACAUUUGUCGCAGCAGAAAUGGUCCUGAGCAAGCUGGUCGACGAUCAAAACACAGACUUUACCUUGGCCGACAUUCUUCGUACUCUGAGAGAUCAACGAGUGCAAGCCGUUCAGAAUGAUCAACAGUUCACUUUCGUUCUCCGCUUUGUCAUCGACAUUCUGAUUGCUGAAGACUUGCUCAACAAAAACAGCAAAGUCAGCGAGUUCUUGACCGAUUUUGAGGAUUUGAUCGAGAGAAAAAGGAAACUGGAGAAACAGAAGGACGACUAA
This is a messenger RNA of Bursaphelenchus okinawaensis, 6459 nucleotides long. Lineage: Eukaryota; Metazoa; Nematoda; Chromadorea; Rhabditida; Aphelenchoididae. The record is from the annotation of a GenBank genome assembly.